Molecule: messenger RNA, 7892 nt
Organism: Dermacentor silvarum
Lineage: Eukaryota; Metazoa; Arthropoda; Arachnida; Ixodida; Ixodidae
Gene: qvr
Product: protein quiver-like
Exons: 4
Coding region: 113-658 (181 amino acids)
Biological process (GO): sleep; positive regulation of voltage-gated potassium channel activity; regulation of synaptic transmission, cholinergic
Source: RefSeq, a predicted model, not a curated record
GAGCGAGCAAGGCAGCAGGCAGCGCCAAGGCCGGCGGCCGCCCGAUCCCGAGGCAGCCCUUCCGGCGAGCCCAGGGCACGAGCCCCCCGGCCCAGCUGCAACACGGCGGCGGAUGGCAGCGCGCCCCAGGCGCAUCGCGUCACCCGCAUGGAUUACCUGGGCCGCAGCUUCGCUUUUCGCGACGUUUACUUGCGUCCUGGCCGAAGAAGAGUGCCUGAACUCGCGCAUCCAGUGCUACGACUGCAACUCGGAACAGGAGCCCCGCUGCCGGGACCCGUUCAACCACAGCGAGGAGAACCUGCCCACGCUGAGGGAGUGCCAGGGAUGCUGCGUCAAGAUCGUCAAGAGGCACGGAAAGCACGACCAGGAGGUGCGGCGGACGUGCACCGAGCGGCUGCAGAUCAACAUGUUUCUAGUGGACCACGUGUGCAUGUACGAAUCCGGCGGCGGCGGCCACAUGUGUUUCUGUGAGAGUGACGCCUGCAACUCGGCCCCGACGCCCACGAACAACGCGGCUUCCUCACUCGUCCUGCCGCUGUUGCUGACGCUGCUGCUGGUGACCGUGCAGCGGCUGAUGGUGUCCGCCGCGCCUCCGCACUUGGUCUCACCUUCCACGUCGACCUCGGCCGAGGCCGGUGCGUGGCUGAGGACUUCCUAGGCCUCGCUGUGUCGACUGGUCCUCGCGCCACGAGGUUAUAACCGGCCACAACCGCCACCAGCGCACCAGCGCGGCGUCGAGUAUGAGAUUGAGUGACAGAAGGGGGCUUGCACCGUCCACUACGUCGUAGACGCCUGGGACAGCCUCUCGCCAGUGUGCGCGCAAGCUUUAGGCAUGCGCCGACUUGAGGGCUGGCACGGUGAAGCUUCGGGGCCACGGUCUGCAGGUUCAGCGCGGCCUUGGUGUGUGCCAUCUGAGCAGCAGUCGCUGCGGCCGCGUUCGCAGACACGACGGCAGCCACUUCGAGCCGACUACGUCCAGUCAGAUAUGCGUUCCGACGACAAGUGUAGAUGUCGUUCUAACUUAUCCAAUGCGAGCUGUUUUCGUCGAGAGUGUUGGCGCGGCGAGGUAGCCGAUCAAUCUCGCGAGCGUUGUAAUCCUUCUUCUAGUCUUACUUUUCGCUCGGAAAUGUCUGGUCCAGAUGAGAUUUGCUGGCUGAAACUUUGCUAUACCUUGAAGAGCGUAACGGUGUUUUCCCACGUCGAGUGCUCUUUGAGAGGGCCGCGCAAAAUUAAAAAAAAAAGAGAAAGUUUCGUGUUGUUCGUAGCUGCAAAGUACGAGAAAAUGAUUAGCGAGUUUUGGCACUUAGAAAAAAAAAAAAAAGCCCAGUGGUUUGUAUGCGUCACCAGAAGUAAAUGCGUAGAGCAAUGAGAGAAGUAUUUGCAAGCAUCUCCGCAGAAACCUCGAAAAGGCACCGCUGUCGUUCUCUCGGGCAUUACAUUGUGGGUUCACAAAAAGAAAACGAAAGAAAGAUGGCGCUGCCAUAUUUAUCAAACAGUGACAUUACCUUCCGCGUCGUGUCUGCGGAGGUCAUGCGAGAAAGUCUAAGCGUGAUACACCGUUACGCCCUUUUACAUUUCGAUGUUUCUUCGGGGUGCAACAAAGGUGACUGUUCUUGCAGACGAUUUUCUGUUUUAACGACUAUGAUAAGUAGAGAGCGAUUUAAGGCUUGUUUCUGAAUUGGUGUACAUCCUGGGUGCACCGCUCCAGCCAGUAACGGAAUGAUUUCAAAGUCUUCCCCAAAUUUACAUUACAUGUUAUGACAGAAUAGACUCACGAUUGGCCUUGAUACGUAUAAUUAAUUCCUUUGUUUUUCUGUCACAUGAUCGUUGGAAGCGUCGCCGAUAUAGGAUGGCUAUAGGAUGCGAAUGAUAGUCGCUGCUCUGGCGAGAGCUCCGUUCGAUAAUGUACGAGAACGUACACAAAAAGAACGUUUCUUUGAAGUAGCCGGAUAUCUCGAAAAGGCAUCAUAGAUGUAUUAAUCGCGUACCAUCGCUCCGGCUGCCUCCAUUAGUACCACCAAUUGUCAAAGAAAAACACGUGAGGAUAAAGUUUAAAUGCAGCUGUCAUGUAUUCACGCGGACUAGUUAAUCAACAAUGUUAUUUAUCUCUGGACAGUCAUCCUAAACUUAUCUUUCGGUAUUUGCGUUUAUGAAUCUCCGGAAUAGCUGUUAAUUUAGCAAGACUUAUUCUGCUACCAAAAAAAAAAAAGCCCAAAAACACCAGUCGUAUUACAUUACGUCAGUCACUUGCAGUCAUGACAGGAUACAAAAUGUUUUUUUUCUUUCUUUUAUAUAGAAGUAAGCUCGUGGUUACUGCUGAAACAAGCUGUACCACCCUAGGCAAAUACGUUGCCAGCGCCGUUAAAACAUGCUCUCAAAUUUCAAGAUACCUUCUUGCUCUAAGCUUCGAAUAGAGAAACAGACCGCUAUUCCCAAGUCUCUCUACUGGUGCAUGUUAUAGACCUUAUAAACGUCAUACCCUGCUAUAGUUGGGACUUUCAACUAACUUGAAAAUGUAGUGUUAUAACCAAGAGGUUAUAUUUGGCUAUACCCGGAAAUGGGGGCCUCGUUGUACAUGUUAGCCCAGAUCGCGCGGCUUAUUCAUUCCAAGAAAUGCCACCAGGGCGCGCCACAAAAGAAAUCUAUACUUCCGAUAUAGCUAUUAUAGAUGAGGUUACGACGGAUUCUGAAGGUUAGGCUAUUUAAACGCAAGCCAACUCACUGAUACACUAUACCGCUACCUCGCCCUGAUACUCAGUGUGUUGUUCUCAUCUGGUCCCCGCCUUUCGCUAUACCGUCGCGCGAGGCGCCACCGUGAGAUGGGAUUCACGCAAAAUGAAUUUGUUUUGAUGAUGUUUUCACCAACGAGUACGUCCAUAUUUAUCCUCGAAGGGAUGGUUUGAAUAUCUGACCCAGACACACCAGUUAAGUGGACCGGCUGCUCUCGGUCGUCAUCGUAAUUGGCCUCGUCGGCUUUCUAUUCCUUUUGUGGGUUCUUCGCGUUUCGCGGCAUAGCCUGUUUGGUCAGCCAGUCGAUACCGAAGUGUGGCCACUCCUUUACAGCAAAUACAGAACGAGGCUCAAUGUCUUGCCAGAGGACUGCUGCCGAGGUAGAAUGUGUAUGGAGCGCUGUCUGACCAUUAGCGAUGAUGGCCCUUCUAGUACGUUCAGCAGUACAUUGAAGGAACGUCCAUGGAAGGUAACAAAAAGUCAUCAGACAAUUGUUACAAAGUAAACACAGGCCAAGCGCCCCUACACCAUCUUAACCUGUUUGUGAGAACUGCCGGUGAUAGAACACAACUCAAGCAAAACUUUUCAUUGGGAUUCUUCGUGUAAUACCACGCAAUCACGCAAGAAAAAAAAAACUACCUUUACGAAAACCUUGUUGGUACUAUGCUAAACUUUCCUAGCACUCCUUUUAUUCUAUCUAUAUUCAUUCUGGGCCGUUGUAAUACAUGGAGGAGUGGCAAAACAAAAAUAACUCUAGCAAAGUGGUGCAGUUAAAUAAAUUCGUUUAUAAGGACCUCAUUUGAAUGCGUUAGCAUCGCCGAUGGAAACGUUGGAAUCGGGGAAGUGGUUCCGGUCCGUGCUUGUUGUGGGAAUUUCGUUCUAGGACUCAAUGGACUAUCGUCCGUGAAUCACCUGAAGCUUGACGUCAAGGCUUCGCGAGGUUAGAACGAACUCAUUCGGCAUAAAUGACACUUGCAUUGCUUAGCGCGACGACAGCGUUUGGCGGUCCAGUAUUACUUGUGGAGCGUGUAGGUGAUGAGUUGACUGCGCCCAAGUUGCGUCGGUCGUGUAUGUUGCUUGUCUAUAAAUGCCCGUUAUUUUCCAAGGGAUCGUGAAGGCCUCGACAUAUAUAGAGUGUGGUUCAUGAAGGCGAUGCCGUUCGAUAUGUCGACUGCUCACUUCGCGUUCACCGCAAUCUCGAUUAUUCCACGUCGUGUGCUAUAUAUAUAAAAAAAAGGAAAUGAGGUUGUUAGGAAGCGGCAAUUAUACUCGCAAUAGUUUCUCUGGCUCCAUCAACGAGCAGAAUUCAUAUCGCGUGAGGCGAUUUGUGCGACUGCAGUACUUCUUAUACGUCGCAUCGUUGGGCACUUCAGCAACAGCAAGGAUCCCAGGUUCGGCAGUAUGCCACCAGAAACAACGUUAUCGCGUUAUUCGUUACCUCUUGCGAGACAUCGAGGCGGUUUUCGAGCGCACCGGUAUGGUUCUCAUGUGUAAACAUAAAUAGUGCGUUCACGGAGGUAGCUACCGUAAAGCCGCCUAUACCCUAGUUUUAUCGUGUAACUUUUUUUUUCUUGAAGUUUUGCCGCACUAAUUGUUACUAGACAUUGGUGUUCUGACCAUUCUUUAGCAGAAGGUUUAGUAGCAUAUGCGCCUGGAUAUACUUUACUAUUUACGCUCAACUUCUUUAUUAUUGCGCUCUUGCAUCAAAUACUCGAAGCUGUACGGGUGCUGGGCCUCAUAAAAGCUUGCUACGCGUAUGUCUAACUGCCUCCCCCGAAAGACAGGCUUGUACAAAAGGAUAGGCAUCGUUAGAAAGUUAUAAGAUAUAAAGUAGUAUAGGAAAUUGCUCAGGAUAGAAAAGCUUGGUGCUCCUUUUGAAUGGCAUUCUGAUGCGAGUGAGGAAAUGCUUGUGAUAGCAAAAGUUUUACCCAGAGUCGAAGGGGUUUAUAGAUUUCAUCUGUGGUUGUGUAAUAUGAUAGCGCGAGACCCAUUCGAGUAGCCAAUUGAAAGGCGAACCCGUGGCUUUCGCCCCUUCAAACAAAUAAGCGCGCACGGAGACUUGACACGUGGGCUUGGCACAGCUUGAUGAGGUGACAACUUGGUGUUAACGAAGUAACAUUCCGCUCACGCUAUAGGAAAUGUUAUCGUACUCCAGUUUAUGUCUAGUAAGAAUAUUUGCGGAGAGAAAUUUUAUAUCCUGCUUUGGUGUCACAACACAUUUAUAGUUCGUGCGCUCAGAGCGCACUGUUUUGCCUUUUAGAUGUGAAGGAAAUUUCAAAGCUUACAUACGCUCACAAAAGAAGAAAGAAAAUGAAAAAAAAAAAAAACCCUGCUCAGACGGCUCAUUUGCGUGAUUCUUUAAACGCAAAAUGGUUUGGCCGCACGAACUUAGUGAAUAUGCAGUCAUGACGGCGCACAUUACGUCAGCAAUUAGACGAAUUAUCUACUUUUCCACGCUACGCUCACUAUUCCAGCGUAACACUCAUGCUACCACUUCACGUAUUUUGAAACGCAUGCUAAGCACUCAUCUCUUGAAGAUUUCAAGGUUCUUGACAGGCCGACAUAGCGAAGGUGGAAAGCAUUUUAUCUGUAGGAAAGCAGUGUUACUUUGCGACCAAAUACAUAUCAGAGCAGCUCGUUCAGGACAACAAAAUAAGUCCGAAGAGAACCACAUACCGAGGUUCGAGUCGCCUAAGAAAUGAUUACGGCCGGAGUUCACGAGCCACUGUCGUUUACAGUGAUAUGCAAGAGAUUAAAAGGCAUUCUUUCGCAACAGCUAUGCGAUAAGGCAUAGUCAUAUAUCUCACCGUUUGAAAUGUCUGGUGAAAAUGCAAGCUACGGAAUGACUAUAUUCCAGUGUCUUAUGCAAAAAUCAAUAUGGACGCCCGAACUGCCCAUUAAUUUCGCGCAAUACGCUGACUUUUGAUGCCUCAACGAUUAUCGCAUUCUGUACAGCCCGUGUCCUUUUGCAUUCGAUCAGAACCAUGCGGAAAACAGAAGAGUUUGCCUUGUAUUUACUGCUGGAAAUUUAAGGAUCUAACAUCAACAUUGACGACUUCAUCAGUGUCGAUGACAAAAAAAAAAAAGAAAAGAAAAGUGGGGGACUUCGCUAGACGUACGGAGCAUUUCCGCACGAGGCCUUCGAUGCUAUGUUAAAAAGAAACGCGUUGUCGACUCAAGAGGUCAAAUGUCGUGGCAGACGGUAAAGAUUACCGCAAAAGAAAAGAAGAAACAAAACACAGUGGUGUUGGCAUUGUUUCGCUGGAAAGAAGCCACUGGUAGCAAAGUCUGUCGACAGGAGCCUCUUGUGUCAUUCUUUACAUGCAAGGUAUCUUCUUACUUUUAAGAACGACUGCGCCCUUAAUUAUUUAAAUGAUGGUCUCGCUGUGUGGAAGUUGCGAAAAUAGCAGACGUGUCGGCAUAAAUGCUAUCAGCACUCUUGCACUCUGUGAAAUGACUAUGACAAAUGAAACAUAAUAUUUCUGUGACGCCAAAUGUCGGAGGCUAUUACCUUCAGAAGCAAUAAGAAAAAGGCGAAAACGUGUGGUUCACGUGUCAACACAGCCUGGUGACUGCAGUAGAUGCAGAAUCUGUUCGAGAAGUCGCAUUCGCGUUGGACGCUAUAUCUCUUGCAGACAAAUAGAAUGGUAUAAGCUUCUUAACCCCGAAGCGCGAAUACAUUGCAUCCAUCUUUUUUUCGUACAAAAAGAAGAAGCAAAACAAACUCUCACAAUUAACGUCUUAACGCGAUGCCACCUAAUCGAGCAUUCGUGUUCGCGCCCGACGAUAUAGUUCGCUUGCGAAUAAAACGGCGGACCGAUUCCCACGCAUUGGCACUCGUAUGCUGCAGUGCUAUCCUGGACAUUGUUGAAUUCCGCCAUGUUUGUCGAAUUCGCCAUCUUGUCAGCUCUGAUUGGCCCAAAGGGCUGCUACGGCCUCUCUGAUUGGCUCAAAAUGCCGACAUUGCAGAAUUUGACAUUGCGGCGGUAUUUUAGUGUGCAGAAAGCACCCUGGAUUGCACGUAGUUUUUCCAUCAGCGACAGUGGUAUCAAAUCAGCGACGCAUGCUGUAUAUAUGCACACAAAAGCCUCUUAGCCAACACGGUUACCAGCCGGCAUGCCAGCGGCGGCAUCGGGUAUAGAACGCGUGGUGUGCAGCGCUCUAUAGAAGGGAGGGUGGCAAGUUAAUUGUUAUUAUGCAGUUGCCUGUCAUAUAGAGAAGAAGCCGUUUGCUUUGUUUAAAUUCUUCUUCGGAUGUGUACAUACAUUAGGGUGCUAUGGCCAUGCCUUAUAGUCAAUCAGGUAGCAUACUCGUAGGGUGUUCUCAUUCUCCUGUAUAGAAAUCAAGGUCGACGACACUAUACACAUUUGUACAUACAUUAGUUUUUUUUUUCUGUCUUCAGCGAGGUUAUACUAACCAUAGUCACCACUUCACUCGUUUCAGCUGCAUUAAGUGCAGUCGUCGCGGCGUCCGCAUCGUCGUCGUGAUCAUGCGUGGUUUCACCGCUUCACUGUCGUCUCCACCGUCUCUCGUACCCUCCGUGAAGUCACUUCUAGGGAGGCGACUUUCUGUCGCCCAUCACUAAGCGUUCACUCUCCUCCAUUUCAGUCGUUACUACCCCAUUUUCAUAUUUGCAUUGUUUCUGUUGUUUUUGUUGUUGUUUUCGUGUUUCUCUGCGACACGGGCAGCCUGUUCCCACCAGAGCGGCAGCGCCGUUACCGGGCAAACACGUGACCCUCCUCAACGAUUGAGUAAUGUUCACAUAGUACAAACUCUGCUCAAGUCAAAUGCGUUUCGUUGACGAGGCUCCAUCUGUCCGUCUCCGUGCAGAUGCCAGAGCCCCGAAUACAGCUCGCUUUCGUAUGGGACACGCCGUGAACCGUACCAUAUAACGUAACUAUGCUAUCGCACCAGUGAAAUGCAUUCUUGGUGUACACACAUACACAACCUCGCUUCGGGCGCAAUUUUAGGUGACGCAGAAACGCAGGUUAUUGCACCGUCUCGGAUGGAAGACAGCAGCGGGUUGAUGUCCUCUGCAAAGGCCGGACGUCUUUGGUUUCGACCGAAAUGCACUUUCCCUAUAGCAUGUACAGAUCCCGUACGAGCAAUAUGACGCGUCCUCCCAGUCUACGAAACCAUAUCGACGACGUGCUUGAUAAAAA